Molecule: messenger RNA, 1005 nt
Organism: Rotaria socialis
Lineage: Eukaryota; Metazoa; Rotifera; Eurotatoria; Philodinida; Philodinidae
Source: the annotation of a GenBank genome assembly
AUGGAUAUGAUACUUUAUUGUAAAAUACGUUCGCGAGGACCGCUACAUGCAAAUGCGCAGACAACCAGUGACACAAACUUAAAACUUUUUGCUUCAUUACCAGUCAAAAGGAUCAUGGUGGGACAAAUUACUCAAUAUGUCCGAUCUCCAUUAGCUGAAUAUGUUGAAUCCGACCUGUAUUUUACUUCUUAUUUCCCGUCCAUAUCACCAAAUGCCAUAUCAAUGUUUCAUUGUUUUCUAUCAAUAAUCUCAAUAAAAUUCUUUUCAAGUGAUUCCUUACUGCAGCGACGCAUCGGUGUUUUAAUUUUUGAGUUUCGUAAUUUUCUUGACUGUCUCGAUGGUGUUGUUUUCCGCGCACGUAUAAAAAAUCUACGUUAUAAAUCCUAUCGUGGCAAUUUGGGUUAUUAUAUGGAUGGUAUAACUGAUGUAUUAAGUGGGAUAUGUCUGAUUGUUGGAUGUUUACUUCAUUUUUUUAAACAACGACCAUUACGUUCAAUAACCCAUAAAAUCAAUCAAACAUUAUCAACCCGAAUGAGCCGAUCCAGUGAUAAUGAAAGUGAAGAAGCAGAUUUAAUUAUCUUAAAUUUGGAUGAUGAACAAAAACAACAAUCAACCAAUGGCAUCAAUAGUAAUACAUGCGAGACAAAAGCAAGAAUAAUUAUUGCUUUAAGCAUUUUGUCUGUACGAUAUGCAUUAGCAGGAAUGUUUUGGAAUAGAGAGGUGCAAGCAUACGAAGAUUUACUAGAUUCAUAUAUAAAUCAAUCGCGAAGACAAGAUUUACAAAUGACCAUUCUUCAUUCACCAUUCACAAUAUUAAUGUUUUAUUUAUGGAGAUAUUUAAGUGCGAUAAGUGUUCAAGAUUAUCUUAUCUUUGCUAUUCUAUUUGAUCGAACAUGGGAAUUUAUACAAAAAACAAAUAAAAUCGGUUGUCUAUGUUUAUCAAUAACCAUAUUCGCAACUGAAUUACAUAUCGAUCAAAUUCGAUCUAUACUGAAUCUCUUUUGA